AUGAGCCACCACUACGAAAAUCCCCACGAGAGCCACGAGACUUUCGCGCACUUUAAGCAUACUUGGGAGGAUCCGUUGUCCAAUGAUCAUACUCCAAACAAUCCACCGAAUCCGCACGUACUUCCGCAUAUCGAUCCGCACAAAAGUCACACCGCUUUUGCCAACUUUAAACACACCAACGAGGACCCGCUCUACAACGGGAAUCCAGUCGAGCAACGCCAUCAUGCAGAGAAAUCUACCUCAUCACAUCAUCAUCUUCAUCAUGAGCAUCAC
Mesorhabditis belari is the source of this 273-nucleotide messenger RNA. NCBI's taxonomy places the organism in Eukaryota, Metazoa, Nematoda, Chromadorea, Rhabditida, Rhabditidae. The record is from the annotation of a GenBank genome assembly.